AUGACUAAAUCAUGCGAAUCAUCGAGCCACCAACCAUCGAUGCCACCACCGCUAUCGUCGCUUCAGAAACAAGGCCAGACGGCUGAUGGCGCUGAAAAGUUCAAGUUCUUUGCCUCAUCUGAACCUCCAAAUAAAACCGGCAAAACUGCCANCCACCAACCAUCGAUGCCACCACCGCUAUCGUCGCUUCAGAAACAAGGCCAGACGNUACACAUUUUGGCAAGCACCAGUUACCCCGAAGACAACUUCCUGAAGAGUUUUGUCACCGAGCACUCGGGCAGCUGCAACGCCCAGACGCUGACCACUGACACCGUUUUCUACUUUGACAUUGCGCCUGAUCAUCUCGGUGAGGUGCUUCACCGAUUCGCCGACCUUUUCGCCGCACCUCGCUUUCCCGCCGACAAGGUCGAUCGAGAGCUGGCCGCCAUUGACUUUGAGCUGGAGGCCCAGCUUGCUGAUGAUGAGGUGCGGGCAGAACGCGUCCGUCAGCUCUGUGGCGAUCCAAAGCACGUCUACGCCAAGUUUGCCACCGGAAAUCGGCGCUCGCUGCUCGGCAGUGAAGAAAAAAGCGAGCAACUGUUGACUGAGGUGAAGAACUUUUUCACCGCCCACUACUCCGCCGACGCCAUGGGCCUGGCCGUUCUGGGCAAACAAUCACUGGAUGAGCUGGAGCAGAUGAUCAUGGAUCAGGGCGAUGGCUUCAGCCGACUGCCCAAUCGCGGCAAAGGCAAUGCCUCACUGCUGACUGGUGAGAAGAGCAAUCAGCAGCCGGCGCACCCCUACUCCCCUGCGCACUGUCGACAGCUGAUCAAGGUAGUGCCCUUUAAGGCCUUCCGCCGGUUGGUCCUUUUCUGGCCGCUGCCCAACACCUACGCCGCCAACGCUCUUGAUUAUGCGGUGUUCAUGCUGUCGCACGAGGGCCCCGGCGGACUGCUGGCCGAGCUGAAACGCCUCGGCUACUGCACUUCCAUCAACGUUCACGCGCCCUUCCACCACGACUUUGGUUUCCUCAACGUCGAGUUCGACCUAACGCAGGGCAUCACACGGAAUGAGGAGAUCACCUGUCUGCUCUUUCAGUACCUCCGACUGCUGCGCGAUCACCCUCAGAAGGAGGUUUACGAUGAGAUCAAGGCGGUGAAGGACAUCAAGUUCCACUACCGCGACACGGUCGAGCCGCGCACUUACGUCUUCAACCUCUGCUUCAACCUGCACAUCUCAUUGCAACGGGCCGUCCUCGGCCGGGCUUUUCCGCCCUUUGUCCAGGAGGACAUCACCUUUGUUCUCGACCUGCUGACGCCGCAGGCGCUCAACAUUCAGGUCAUCAGUCCGAUCUUUGAAGUAGAGGCAAAGAAGAAGAAGGAGGAAGGUGGUGGUCAAUGGAAAACCGACCCCGUUUAUGGGAUUCAGUACUGCACUGAACGUAUCAAGCCGGAGUUGGUGAACGCCUGGUCCGCUGUGGAGCUCAAUCCUCGCUUGAAGAUGCCCGAGCUGAACAGUUUCAUUCCGCGGGACUUUGCGCUGAAAAGUGAGGACACUUUAUUAGCAAGCAAUCUUUAUCCGGCCUUUAUGGGCGGCACAGUGCCUCGGCUGCUGGGCAAGUUGACCGCGGAAGGACUGCAAAAGGCGAAAGCUUCAGUGCUGAAUCGACUGGAGGAGAAGCCAAAAGGGCUGCACUCGGCGGCCACGGCCCACUGGGGCGAGAUCACCUACGGCCAGUAUCGAUUCGACCGCAGUGAGAAGCUCGCCGAAGCGGUGAGGGCGAUCAAGGAGCCACAAGAAAUGCUGGACUUUUACAAUGAGUAUUUCAAACCAGGUGGUCCCCAGUGCCGUCGACUGGNCAAGGAGCCACAAGAAAUGCUGGACUUUUACAAUUGUGGAAUAGAAGUAUAG
Molecule: messenger RNA, 1890 nt
Organism: Rhagoletis zephyria (snowberry fruit fly)
Lineage: Eukaryota; Metazoa; Arthropoda; Insecta; Diptera; Tephritidae
Source: RefSeq, a predicted model, not a curated record